Dreissena polymorpha is the source of this 1215-nucleotide messenger RNA. RefSeq lists its product as uncharacterized. Gene Ontology annotation, molecular function: enzyme regulator activity; calcium ion binding. The record is from RefSeq and is a predicted model, not a curated record. NCBI's taxonomy places the organism in Eukaryota, Metazoa, Mollusca, Bivalvia, Myida, Dreissenidae. Bases 270 to 692 code for a protein of 140 amino acids. The transcript has 6 exons.
CAUUAACGAAGUCCAAUUCUGGCAAUAUCCAGUUGUGCAAACCUACAGCUUUAAAUAGACAGGACGAAUAUGAGUGGUGAAGCAUAGCUAAUUUCCACUUUCACCGAGCGUUGUCGAUAAGUUUAUUGAUCUUUGUGCUAUCGGCCGAACCAGUGGACCGUGUUUUAUAAAGGCGUUCAGGCGGAUAUCAGAGCUGUAGCGGCGGUGUUCACGUGUCGUCAGUCUUGCGGAUUUGCUUGCCGAGUCAGUAACACAGAAAAACAGUCAAGAUGUCCGGUAUCCUGCUUACCAAUGCCCAGGCGAACGAAUUCUUUGAUCAAUGCGACGCGUCGGGAGAUGGGAACAUCAGCAUUCAGGAGCUCGUGAAGGUCUUAACAGAUUAUGGACUUCCACAGGCCUCGGUCAUUGAAAUGUUCCGCGAUAUUGACAAGGACGGCAACAAACAGAUCAGCAGAGAAGAGUUCGUCGGGGAAGUGUGCAAAAAAUCGAGAAAGGACGCAGUCGAAGAGAUGUUCAGUGAAAUUGACAAAGACGGAUCGGGCAAGAUCUCUCUGUCAGAGAUGAAGGCCUACAUUGAAAACAAAAAGAUUGACGCCAACCGACUGGAGGAACUCUUUAAUCAAGUGGACACCGACGGUUCAGGAUCUGUGGACAAAAAUGAAUUCACGCAAAUGAUAGUGAACGAUUUUUAGAGACGCUCCAAUCACGUGGUCGGAUGUUCACGCAUGCCUGAUGUCAGACUUUCAGACUAUCGAAUGAUAUCUCUAAUCUCAUUGGUGUAUCCCAAAAAGCUUCUGAGUGGUUGCUUUAUUUAGCCUUAAAAAAUUCUGACCAAUCAUAUCUUUCCAUAAUUAAAGGCUGACCAAUAAGAUUCUGUCUAUUCGAAAACAAUAUCAUUCCUUUUCGACAGCACGUUAGUGAACAAUUUUCUGAUUGGGCUGUACGAGACUUGACCGAGCACUUUAUUAACGCACAUAACGCAUAUCUUUAUUAUUGUUUUUCCCCGCAAAUGACAACACUUAUUAACAAAUUUUCUAGCAUUUUCCAUAUAUUCCAAGUAUGUAGCGAUUGGUGUUCUUUUUACUGAAAUAAAUAUACAAACCUUUAAUGAUUGUGAUGGCACAAAUAGAAAACAUUAACACAAUAAAAAAGGUACUGUAUAUUUAGUCGCUUAUAUUUAUUAUUUUGUAUAACGUCAAUAAAGCGUGCACAUAA